ACAAUUUCACACACACUCGUGUGAAAUACAGCGAUCGUGAUGAAUACGUUAUUUAAAUUACUGGAGAGUCGCGUAUAAUCCACCUUUUAUUAUUUUAUUUAUUUUUCAAUGGGGUGUUGGUCCCACUCGUUACGGCGCACGCCAUUGGUUGAUUCUCCGGAGUUGUUGUGUCGCGUUGUGUGGUUGGAUGAUUAUGAUCACGUGGUCACACCCCCUCCCUCCUUCUGAUUCCGGAAUAAACGGUCUUCCGGUAGAGGUAGAGAACAAAUAAAACGCGACCACGCUAAUGCAAUUCGGGCCUUCUACCGAAAACGGAAGAUCGCCACCGGAAGAUUCUACCGGUUCUGGCUCGUCUUGGAAGACGUCGAAAAAAACGAGCGGCAGAGACGACGACGGCGACAAGGAUGAGGAUAAGGCGGGAAUCUUUAACAUUCGGACGGAAUUGAAGCAAACACCGUUACGAACAUGCCUGGUUUGCUGACGUUGCACGCGAGACCGGUGGGCCCGGCGGUGGUGGCGGCGGAUCGCUCUGAGGAGCCCUCGCCGCGGAAGAACCGUCUCUCGCUCAAGUUCACUCGGAGACGGGAGGCGGCGCUGACAUCGUCUCAGGGCGGCGAGGAGGAAGCGGGCGCUGCCGUGGCACGGUCCUCACAGGAGGCAGACUCCGCGUCGGAGGGCGCCAGCGACAUCGCAGCCUUCAACGAGGUUUGUGAUGCUGUUGCGCAAGGUGCGGAAGCUCCUCCAGCCCUGCCCUUCGUAGGCCUCGGCAACCUAGGCAACACCUGCUACCUGAACAGCGUGCUGCAGGUGCUGUAUCAUUUGCCCGAAUUCCGGGUUGACCUCAAACGACUGAACAAACUAUCCGAGCGUGAGUUCAAGACAGAGGAAAAUUCCGAGGCGGUGGCGCCCCUCGACGUGUCUCUCCUGCGCAGCCUGGCUCGCCUCAUGGAGAAGAUGUCUGUGCUACACCAAGAAUCACUGGCGCUCGCACCCUACGAGAAUCCCGUAACCCACCCCUCCGAGCUGCUCGACAUACUGCGGGAUCUGAAUCCCAUGUACUUAGGAUACCUCCAGCACGAUGCCCAGGAGCUGCUGCGCUGUCUACUCGGACACGUACAAGAUGCCUGUGCCUCCAUCCUCAAGGACCAUGGCCCAGCCCCGAGAGUUGCAGGAGCAGCAGCAGACGGCAACGCCGCCAGUAGCAGCAGUGAUGACGAAAAUAACGGAGAUGACGACGACAAAAAACGACCUAUCAGGGCGACCUCGAACAAGUUGGCAACAAUUAAAGAGGAGAGGGAUGCGAGAAAAGCUGACGAGGAUGAUAAUGGUGGUGGUGAAAAGGAGGGUGCCGACGAUGAUGGUUUCCUGGCAGAGGGUUCGGACGAGGAGGGGAUUGAGGGCAGAGAGGGAAAGCGAAAGAAGUCAACGGCGCUGGGAGGAAACGCCCGCAAGAAGCUGCGCAACUUGAGGCAGACGCGCGCUGGCGCUCAGGCCGAGGGCGAGCGGGAGAGCACCGAGGACGACUCCGUGUACGAGAAAACGCAAGGCCGUUGCUCGCCGCCCAAGCCCAGCAAGCGCCGGCGGCUGGGCGCCUCCCGGCGCGUCCCUGCUCCGUCCAUGCUGCACAGCCAGCCCUCCAUCCUCUCCAAGUUCCGUGCCAUCGGCAAGAUCGUGAGUGGGCUCACCUUCCGGCAGAGCGACCGUAAAAGCAGCGGCAGCAGCAGCGGUGACGACCAGUGCUCCAGCACGGAAGCCAGUUCCGCGAGUGGAGCUCAUGCUCUCCCUGGUUCGGAGAACAACCGGAACGGAGAGCAUUCCGACGGGAUCGACGUAAAGGCUUCCCGGAGAGCUGGGGGUGUCGCGCAGAAUGGGGAGGAGUUGGGGUGUCGGGAUAACGGAAACGGAAGCUCAGACGUGAAAUCGCUCUCAGCUGAGAAGUGCUGUCAUCCUCUCUCCUGCGAUGAAGGCACUCCACGCACACUCUUGCCUUCUGUGGAAACAGGCCGGAGCGAAGGCUGCGUGGUGGGCGACCUCUUCCAGGGGGAGCUUGUUCUGCGCACACGCUGCCUGGAGUGCGAGUGCGGCUCGGAGCGCACCGAGAGCUUCCUCGACGUCUCGCUGCCCGUGCAGGACGAGCACGAGGAGGAGUUGGAGGAGCAAGAGGGUGCCGACGGCUGCCUGCUCAAUGCGGACAGUGACGUACUCGGCGUGUCGCCGGAGCCCAAGGCCGGCCGCAAGUCGGUGCAGUGGGCGCUGGCACGGUUUGCGCGUGCCGAGCGGCUCGUGGGGCGAGACAAGUACUUCUGCGAGACGUGCUUGCACCACGCGGAGGCGGAGCGCACCCUGCGCUUCGGGCGGCUCCCCCGCAUCCUCACGCUUCACCUCAAGAGGUUCUCUGCCAUCGGCCUGUGCCCGGUGGUUGGCGCCACCAAGGUGACGGCCCCGGUGCUCACCCCGCGCUGCCUUUCCGUAUCCGAGUGGCUCGUGGGGGGCCCCCGGUCUCGCCUCCAGGUCCCGCUGUACCGCCUGACAGCGCUCAUCACCCACAGCGGGAGCUCGGCCGGUGCGGGUCACUACACGGCGUACGUGCGCGUGGGCUCGCCACGUCUACUUGGCCGCGGCGGUGCGGGGCCCAGGCGUGCGCUGUAUGGCGCAGGUGACCCCGAUUGUCCUCGCGGUCGCGAUUGUUACAACGGCUGCGAGGGCGGCGGUAUUGAGGCCAGUGGUGAGCGAGAUGGCGUGAAGACGGCCGCUUCGCUGGCGGUCAAUGGUCGCCCUGUUACAUCGGCAAAGCCCGGACCCAAAAACGGCUCCGAGAUGAGUGAGGGGAGCAGGAGAAACGCUUCCCUGUGCGCCGCCAAUGGCGCUGGACGCGGAGGACAGCGUGAGGACGGGCGGCGCCGCAGUGACAGUCUCACAACCCAGCAGACUGCAGCCGUGAAGGCAGCAACGGUGGGGGGACAUAACGGAGGCGGCUAUAAAGAAAUCGCGGCGAGGAUGGCGCAAGCGAAAUUACCGCCAGCAGACGGGCUGGGAGCGUGUGGGAGGGAGCGGCUCGGAGGAGAGAACCACGGGGACGAGCGCAAACCUCCCUUGCCCGGCUCCAGGCCGCUGCUCGGUAAGAAGAAGAAUUUCGGCAGGUCGGCGCGAACCGUGGAUUUCACCGAAGUUAAGAGUGCGGCAGCAGCUCUGGCAACGGCGAACAGUGCCAGCGAUCGGCAGUGGGGAGAGCACGGUGCUGCCGGUCGACCUUGUUCCGGCAGGACCAGCGACGACGGUGCUGAUGUUGAUGAUGGCGUUGUUGGUGCAAUGGCGGGCGAGUGGGAGGGUCGCUGGCUGCGCUUUGAUGACGCUGAAGUGAACGACGUGAGCGAGGGAGAGAUGGCAUCGCUGCUAGUGCCCCUGGACAAUGCUAGUGCCACCCCCUACCUCCUCUUCUACCGCCUCAGCAGUGAGGAGGAGGAGGAUGAGGAGAAGUGGGAGGAGGAGGAGGAGGCGCGGUAGUUUGCGCUGCCCCGGGGACCUUUGAUUUCUCAUUGAUUAUUUUCAGUAGCGUACUGGGUUGCGCAUGAGAGAGUACCCGCAGCAGCUUCCUGCAGCAACAACAACACUCCAGGAAACUGAUGUUACAUGGGACCGGACUUCAUUAGCCUCAUGUAAAACGAGCUGCAACGCAUUUUUAUUAAAAGAGAGGCCGCGCAGAAAGUGUUUUAGGAAGAGCUAUACAGUGGUGUUAAACUGCUGUAUAAAAGGUAAUUUUUACACUCGUCCAACAGAUAAGCAUGUAAAGAUGUAUUCCUUUCUUCGCCACCUGGUCAUUAAAUCCAAUAUCCGGUUCUUUGUUUUACCGAAUUAAACAACAUGAUUUUUUUUCCCCCUCCUGCUAUCGGGGUGAUGUUUUGAGACGAUUAGUUAUUUGCAGUGUUUUGCAAGGCAACACUGCAAGCCCCUUUUUGUUAAACACCGGCCCACGGUAGCAGAUAUUCCAGCACUACAUCUUGAAGAUUCCUUCAGGUGACCUCUGGACAACAUCGUAACGGGCGGCACUCUCCCAUCCACUCUCCUACUGAGAGUAAUGUUCGUUGCGUGAUGAUCAGACUCAGCAUUGGAAUUCUCAGCUGGAAUUUAUGGAAAUUUAAGGUGCUGAACCAAAUUUAGAGUGACAAGGCUUGUUGACCGGUCUGACACCAUGAACGCAUGGUCUCAGACCCGGUUUAUAAAUGGUUAUUUCUUUUACAUUGUGGUAUAGCAGCCACUAGUGGCUGCAAAGGUCACACGUAUCGGCCCGUAAAUUGCAUUUUACGCACACAAAUCUAAAUGCAUUGAUUAUUACGCAAUGCGUGCGUCCCGAGAGAUGAAUCGAUCCGAAUGGAUGUGGGUUACGCUUUGGUUUAAUGCAAUGCACUAUAAACCCGGUCACCUGAGUUUGAUUCCCAGUUAUGGUUAACAUUAGCACUGCUCCUGAUCCCCUCUCCCCUUCAACCUGAAUGACCAGAGUGGUGAAAUAUGAUCAAUAACCCCCUCCCCCCCAUGGCUCACAGCAUGUGGAGGCCAUCAUCCUGCAGUGGUUUGACAGAGCUGUACAUAUACUGUACAUACAAACAUAGAUGUGUAUAUAUUUUUAUAUAUAUAAUUGUUCACUCACAACUUCAUGCAUAUACCAACAUCAUGAGCCAUUGUCGAUCCACUGCUGGAUGAACGGCUUCCCCAGCUGUUGCCAUGCCUCACUCGCUAUGAUACAACGCUGCAGCUCGCAACUACGCACGAGUCGAUCAGCACUCCAUCUCUGCUGGAGACGUCCUCUUGGAUGUGUUAACUCCUUUGUCCCACCAGUUCAUUGUGAGGGCCAUCACCACUUGUGUUUUUUGUUAUUAUAAUUGCUGUUUGGUGAAUCGAUGCAUCACCUCUGCUGUUGUUGGACGAAGGUAACGGGAUACUAACUCGGUCGCCUGUUAUAAAGGAGUUUGUGGGUUCGAUGCCGACCCUGAUGCCUGUUGUAUAUUUGUAGUUUGCGUGUUCUCCCCGUGGUCGCAUGGAUUUUUCUCCAGGUCUUCUGGUUUUUUCCCUCCACAUUUAAAAACAUGUUUUUAGAGUUUUUGGCUGCUAGGAAUGUUGACAUAAGCCACUUUGAGCUAUCAUUUGUGGACAGGUCGCUACUUAAAAAAAAGCUAUAUAGCUCAGUGGGCUUAACCUGGUAAAAUAAAAAUAAUUGAGUUUAGUUCUUAUUUGGUUGCUUUGGCCCCUUGUCCCCUAUAUAUCAAGGUGCCCACUCAUCGCUGUCGCACGUCUUCCUGGGGUUGUCGCACCCACCGAGCGGGUUGUCCGCUCACCGCUGCCUCCAUCCGUCGUCUCGCUCAUUUGUCGCCGCCCGGGCUCGUUCGUUGUGAACGACGCGUGCUCCCCAAGUGCACUUGGCCGUCGCAUUUCGUGAACAACGAGGUGAAACGACGCGGAGUGGGGAGACGUCCCUCGGGAACUCGUGCGACCGAGAGGUGGCCAUGUCCCAUCGAGUGAGCGCAGUUGCCAGCAGUAUCACUAUAGUCGCAGUAGGAAGGGGGGGAAAUGGUGGCGAAGUGUAAGCAUACCUGGAGUUUAUCCCUGGGACCGUUUUCUUCCGGUAUAAAAGUAUUAAAAAUAAGAAUAAGUUUUUUCCGUUGCUGGCAAUAAAACAGGAGGUGUUAAGAUAUUCAAUCACCAAAUAGAUACCUUUUGCAAGGUUUCAAGUCUGCAUUAACCUCACAUGCUUGUGGCAAAACAUGCAUGUUAAGAUGUUUGAACAUCUUAACACCUGUUUUAUUACCAGAAACGGUAAAACUUUUUCUUAUUUUUCAUACACCUGAGUUUAAUCAUUAGGAGAGUGGCGAGGUCGUAUGACUUUUUUCAGACGCGGCCCGCUUUGGGUUUUUUUUAAUGUACGUUGAACUUCUUUUGCACCGUAUGUAGCCAACCAUGCUAAUCAGAGAUACCAGGGAAGGACAACAUACCAAGCACAAAAAUCCGCUCUUAAGAAGUUAGCUUUCGGCCUAUGUUAUUUAAAAGUGCAUAGCUCCAGUGGCUUCCUAAUAUCGGAAGGAAGAGCGUACCAGAUGACCGCAGAAGCGCAUCUGAAAGCGUACAAUGCAGUAAUUAUUUUUUGCAUGGUUAGCCAAAGUGAUUCUUUAAACAUAUGGGAGGAAACCGGAGCACCCGAAUAAAACCCACACAUGCAAGGGGGCAACACCCUAUCUCAGUACAGAUGAAAACUGAUGGCAAUUAGUCCACUUGGUGAACGGCCUUCUGGCCAAUCAGGGUAUGGCACUUCAUCGACGCCCACGGGACGAGAGUUUCGCGAUUCACCAACCCUCUGCCUCCACAGUGCUGGAUUACAGGCCACCACUGCCCAACCACCGCUAACUUGAGAUACCAGGAUGUAAUGCUCGACCUUAUAACCCGGAUUAGGACCUGCUUUUUUGCCCUGUUUAAAGCAAAAAUUUAGGGUUCUUCAUAAUCCUGUAGUUGUGAGUGUGUGUUGUAGUUUGUCUUGUUAGGAGCGGUCACGUGGGGUUAACGCAUCAUGCUACAAACCCUACGACCCGAGUUUGCUUUCCGCUCAUAGCUGGUGCAGUGUUGGAGAGACAAAGGCGGUCAGGUAAGAGCUGACCAAACCCACCCACUGGUGUGCUGUACCAGCCUUAAUAGGUGCUCGCUAACAGCACGUUCUGCAAAAUGAUUAAAUGCUGUAUGGUCGAUCUUUGUGUUUGUAAAUUUAUUGACACUGGGCACAAGAUUUGGUUGCACCUUUCCAAAGUGUCUUAGAAUACAGAGAAUACGGUAAAUUCUGCAUUUAAAGAAAUGCACUUGAGAAGCAAACGUACUCAAAUUACCCAGUUAUUGAAGAGACGUGCCAAGGCAGUCAUUUAAAUCCCUUUAUUCAAAAAGAAAGCAACACCUUAUCUUGUCGCUAUAUUUCUAGGCUGUGGGAAGGCCUCCCUUGCCCAUUACCAGGUCUCAAAACAUGCUGUAAUGAUUGGUUAACCACGUUACUUGUAUAUGUGUCCAUUUUACUACGCUGCACUGGAUAAAGUGGAUUUAAGGGUAAAUACAUUUUUGUUAUUUAGCAGAGGUGGCCAGGUGGCUUAGAGGUCAGCACCGAGCCAGUGUUCAGCUGCUUGUGACUGCACCGGGUUCUCGGUGCAGUGAGGCUAUCGUCUCAGCCCGGUCACCAAUAACUGCACGAAAAAAAGAUCCAUCGUGAAAUGUACUAUUGGACUUAUAAAUUAAACGGCCAUCAUUGGCUAAAUUGCAACUUUGAAUAUAAAAAAAUCUAUCCGUUUGACUUUCCUACUGUAUGUGUGAACCAUAGGUUAAAACUGCGCACAAAUUACUCGAUUGGGUUCAUACAUAACGAUCGUCGCUCCCUAAUUGUAGACUAAAGCCCUGGAAAUAGUCGUUGUCGCAUGAUGAAUCGUACCGGGUUUAUACGUGCAGUCGUUAGUCACCAUGGUGAGACCAUCAAGAUCAAUUGCACUGUUUUUGGGCUCCUAGAUUGUUCAAACACAGCGUCUCCGCAGUGCUGGCUUAUCUCCGUUGACAGUCCUGAGUCGUUAGUGUAAAUUGUAUACCUCGACAGAUCCAAGUACUGUUUCUGUGUAAAUCAUAACCUUUGCAGACACUUUAGCAACCCAUGAAAGAAGAUGAUGGACUCAGUCUACCACCCACCGAGAUGUGACUUCACGAUCUUUCCGUUUAUAAAUCAAGUCCACUCGCCACACUGCCACCCAACUAGACGGUAACUAGGCAAUAAAUAUAACACAUGGUGCUGUUUUUGUUCAUCGGUAUUUAUAUACUUGUGACUAAGACUGUUAUAUACUCUGAAAAUAGACCGCAAACUGAUAGUGCAAUGUGUUGCAAAUUCAGUGGAUGUAUUGCACGAAUGACGAAGGGGCAAUCCUUUAAAUAUAAACGCGUGCCUGUAGCAAGGUGUUCUUUUGAACCUUGGGAAGUGGUUAACGAGGGGUGGGGUGGGGCUAGAGAUAGGAGCGUUUGCUAUUUCGUGUUGCGGUACCAAGUGACACACAACAUCAUAGCAAACCUCGGACGCGUAUUUUUUAAAUUGGAGUUUAUUCGUGAUAUUCAAAACUAUUUAUGCAAGGUUACGUGAAAGUGAGUCUCGAUGGUGGCUUUGGAUGUAUUCUGGAGGGUGAGUGUAAGUCAUUCUAGGGAAUAUUGCUCGUUAUAUUUUAUCCUGUUGUAAUCGUGUUUUAUCAUCGGUUAACCUUUUUCGUUCAGUAAAAAAUAUCCUCUA
Lethenteron reissneri (Far Eastern brook lamprey) is the source of this 8284-nucleotide messenger RNA. RefSeq names its product ubiquitin specific peptidase 1 (gene USP1). Gene Ontology annotation, cellular component: nucleus; cytosol. Gene Ontology annotation, biological process: protein deubiquitination. Lineage: Eukaryota; Metazoa; Chordata; Hyperoartia; Petromyzontiformes; Petromyzontidae. Gene Ontology annotation, molecular function: cysteine-type deubiquitinase activity. The record is from RefSeq and is a predicted model, not a curated record.